ACUUCCGCCGCUGUCAAGGGCAUCGAAAACUUACGUUAGCCGAACUUAGCUGCAGUUGUUCACACGUGUGUUUACAGUAGAUCGAUUUAAGCAACCGUUUUCGGUAUCGACUCCGGUGGAAAUGGACGGGUUCGGUUCAGACUUCUCCGCAGGAGGAUCCGGCGGUAAAAUGGACACCGGCGUCAUCAUGGAGCAGGUGAAGGUCCAGAUCGCGGUGGCUAACGCGCAGGAACUGCUGCAGAGAAUGACUGACAAAUGCUUCAAGAAGUGCAUAGGUAAACCUGGAAGCACGCUGGACAACUCUGAGCAGAAAUGUAUUGCCAUGUGUAUGGAUCGGUAUAUGGAUGCCUGGAACACCGUGUCCCGAACAUACAACUCCAGAUUACAGAGGGAAAGGGCUCGCAUGUGAACAUCCCCCUCUCCACCCUUCCCUUCCUCAGACCGCUGCUCACAGUGAGGAGGAGCACAGUGAGCCACUGGCGGUCACGAGCUGGGCACAGGUGUGUGUUGUGGAAGCAGCAGCACACCAUCAACUACUGUCAUCAUACCUCACAGACAGGCCAAGGAGUAGCCUGUGGACUCUAGCCAUAACAAUGUCUCUGUGGACGUUUUCAUUUUGCUCUGAGUAACCAAGUUUGAUUAAUUAUGUUUUUGUGUUAUAAAUAAUGAAUUUUCUGGUUGACAAGUCAACCCACAUUGUUAAAAGCUGCAGUGUGGAUAGAUAAAUCCAAAUCUCUGAAUUGCCAUUCGGAGUGAAUGUGAAAGUGUUUGUCUGCACAUGUUAGCCCUGUCUGUGCAGGCUGUUCCCCACCUCUUGCACAUUACAUGCUGGGAUAUACUCUAGCUCCCCCGUGCUCCUGAAUAGGAUAAGCAGUAUAGAAAAUAAAUGUGACGUUGCAAUGUGGCAGUCAUAAAUAAGCCAGCUGCAGCACCAUGGCCUUUGUUUCUUGGCAUAUUUAUAACAGCUUCAAUAGAAACACUUUAUUCAGCCUGGCGUCUUCCUGCCAUCAAACUAAGCUUGAAUGUUUCUUGUUUUCAAUAGCCUGUAUAAUUAGGACACAUGAUACUGAUUAUUGUUAACAGGACUUGGAUCUCUAAGUCACUACAAUUUAAACUCCUUAAAACGCUCUCCGCAGUGUGCCCACAUCUUUCAAUGUGAUUCUGCUCAGAGAGAGAGAGAGUCGAUAUUUGUGCCAAUAGAAUAAAGAGCACAACAGGAGCCCUAAAGGGGCGACACAGGCUUUCCUUAACAUGCUGUUACUCUAAAAGACCAACUUAAAAUCACCAGAAAGAAUUGAGGAGCAACUUGGUGUUUUCACAACCGUGAACCUGACAUUCACAAACCUCUAAACAGUCCGAUAUCAAAGUACGCCUGGAGAACAAAAGUGUUUUGUCUGACCUGUUUUCUAGUUGUCACUCUAUAUGCCGCCCUCCACAGUAGUGGGCUUGUUUCAGCAGGGUCUGCUUAGCUGUAGAGGGGGCACUGAACCUUUCUCAGUUAUGUGUGCACGGUUUGUCAGAUGUCUGGGAACCAGAAUCCCUUUUUUUCCUUUCCUGCUGAGUUUUUGUAGGAGAGAGAACCAGAAAAGCAUGUGAACAUUAUUUGCAGUCUGAUUGGAGUUGUGAACAUGAGCAAAUGGAAUGAUUUUCAUGAGAAUAAAGCUUGUCAAUCAGG
Seriola dumerili (greater amberjack) is the source of this 1675-nucleotide messenger RNA. RefSeq names its product translocase of inner mitochondrial membrane 13 (gene timm13). Lineage: Eukaryota; Metazoa; Chordata; Actinopteri; Carangiformes; Carangidae. The record is from RefSeq and is a predicted model, not a curated record. Bases 122 to 409 code for a protein of 95 amino acids. The transcript has 3 exons.